Messenger RNA from Endocarpon pusillum Z07020, 984 nucleotides. Its product is annotated as Arginase. The record is from RefSeq and is a predicted model, not a curated record. Lineage: Eukaryota; Fungi; Ascomycota; Eurotiomycetes; Verrucariales; Verrucariaceae. Gene Ontology annotation, cellular component: cytoplasm; nucleus; cytosol. The transcript has a single exon. Gene Ontology annotation, molecular function: arginase activity; manganese ion binding. Bases 1 to 984 code for a protein of 327 amino acids.
AUGACAUCUCCUUCAACAAUCCGUCAAAAAUUCCUCACUCAUCCUUCCGAACUCGGUGUUGUCGCCGUCGACUUCUCCGGUGGCCAAUGCAAGCCUGGCGUUGACGCUGCACCCAAUGCCCUCAUCUCAGCCGGCCUUCUCGAACAACUGCGCCAUGACCUUGGCUACGACCUGCAUGGAGAUUCUGAUGUCCACUCCUACAACGACUACAUCCCCAAAGGUGUCCCCGAUCCCGAUUACCGUGGCAUGAAGAAUCCUCUCUCCGUCUCCGCGGUCACCGAAACACUCAGUUCGAGAGUCUACGCCCAAGCAAAAGAAGGCCGUUUCGUUCUCACCCUGGGUGGAGACCACAGCAUCGCCAUCGGCACAAUCUCCGGCAUGGCAAAAGCCAUUCGCGAGAGGUUGGCUGGAAAAGAUAUCGCAGUUAUAUGGGUAGAUGCCCAUGCCGACAUCAACACUCCCGAGACCUCAGACUCUGGCAACAUACACGGCAUGCCCGUUGCCUUCCUCACCGGGCUCGCCAAAACGGACCGAAAAGACAUUUUCGGCUGGCUGCACACCGACCAACUCAUCAGCGUCAACAAGCUCGUCUACAUCGGUCUUCGCGAUGUCGACCGCGGCGAGAAACAAAUCCUCCGCGAGAACGGGAUCCGCGCUUUCUCAAUGCACGAUAUAGAUCGCCAUGGCAUCGGCCGCGUCAUGGAGAUGGCAUUGGCGCAUAUCGGAUCAGAUACCCCGAUCCAUCUCUCCUUUGAUGUCGACGCUCUAGACCCGCAGUGGGCGCCCAGCACGGGCACGCCGGUUAGGGGUGGGCUGACCCUAAGAGAGGGAGAUUAUAUCGCAGAGUGUGUACAUGAAACGGGACAGUUGAUUGCAAUGGAUCUGGUGGAAGUCAAUCCUUCCCUGGAAGAGAAGGGUGCAAGCGAGACGAUCAGGGCUGGCUGCAGUCUGGUCAGAUGCGCUUUGGGCGACACACUGCUGUAA